CUUCGUAGAAGUAGCUCCCCUACGAGUACCAUGAAGUAAAAUAAUAGAAGUACCGAAUACCAGUACGAGCACCUGUUAUCGUAUGAAAGGCCAAGGAAGAAAGGUUUGAAAAGUUUCAAAUUUUUCAUCGGAGAACGCAGAAUCAUUCUUUGUAUUCCGGUGUCUGGUGUCUCUUGCUACCCAGGAAUCAGAGUUACUAUUACGAAUAGUAUCAAUCUAGAAUCGUAAUCUACGACAGUUUAGCUUCUUUUUAUCGAACGGUUCAACUCAAACACUACCAAUCCACAAUGAACUUGAGAUUCGCAGCGUUGUUGCUCUCCGCGAGCCUACCAUUGGCAUCGCCGUUUUCGACGCCUUCGGUGCCCUUGUCGUCGUCGCAGACCAAUACUUUGCUUCGAAGCCCGCUGCCGUUUGCAUCACCGACGGAUAUUUCGACGGUUUCCCCAAAAACCACUCUUGUUCGCAACAACAUUGGCAACCACAACAAACCUCUUAACCGCCAUGUCUUGCACAUGGCUUCCGACGCCGCGGCCGUCAGCACCGAAGACGCCGGCAACGAAGGAGCAUCGGUUACCCAGCUCAUUUUCAACCUUGUCAAGGGGAUCGUCGGCGCCGGAGUCCUCAGUCUCCCAGCGGGAAUUGCCGCCUUUGCCAAUGCGCCGGGAGGAGUCAUCCCUGCCGUGUCCCUCAUUGCCAUUAUUGGUUCCUUGUCGGCCUACGGAUUCGCCUUGAUCGGUCGGUGCUGUGCAUACACCAACACCAAAUCCUACCGGGAUGCGUGGAGCGCCACUGUCUCCAAGUCGAGCAGCUGGUUGCCGGCUUCCGCCGUCACCUUCAAAACGGUGGCCGCCUGCCUGUCGUACUCUAUGAUUCUUGGAGACACCUUUGUGAGCCUCUUGUCGACCAUCGGCAUUGCUUCGACGAAGGUUCCCGUCACGCUCGGUCUGACCGGUGUGUGUCUGUUGCCACUGUGUUUGAUGAAAAACCUCUCGUCUCUGGCGCCCUUCUCCCUGGUCGGGAGCCUGGGUAUGAUCUACACCGCCCUGGCCAUGGUCGUUCGGUACCUCGGCAAGGCAUACUCCGCAACCGGUGCCUUUGGAGCGGACAACGCUGUGGCCCUGCGGCCCAAGUUCGGAACCGUCGGUGCCCAGGGGGCCUUCACGCCGUCGGCGGCCAUCUUUAUCAGCAUGCUGAGCACGGCGUUCAUGGCGCAUUUCAACGCACCAAAGGUAGGUGGUGUGGAUCCUGUGGACCAUUUGUCUGUCGACUUCUAUUCUUGGUUCAUUCCGUCAUUGCCACCACUUUUUGCAUCUCGGCUGGUAGUUCUUGUCGUUUGAUCAGGCCUAGACGACGAACUAUCUCUAUGUUAGACCUGAUUCUAACAAUCUUUUUCUUUUCGCAUUUUGAACACAUACGAACAAAUCUCUAUCGUUGUCGUGUGCUUCCCUUAUUGAACUUUCCUUUGCUUCAAAAAUUACCUUACAAAAAGUUCUACAACGAAUUGAAAGACAAGACUCUUCCUAAAUACUACAAAGUGGUUUCGACGUCGUUUGCUAUUUCUAUUUCACUUUUCGCCUUGGUUGCCUCGGUUGGAUUCCUCACCUUUGGCGCCAGUUCCAACGGAUUGAUUCUCAACAACUACUCUACGCGCGAUAGCUUGAUGAACCUGUCCAGAAUUGCAGUCGCUGUGUCCCUCGUGUUCAGUUACCCCCUAGCGUUUGUGGGCGCACGAGAUGGAGUCUCCGACUUGCUGAAGAUCAAGGGAACCGAGAAGACGCAAAACGUUUUGACCGUGGCACUCUUGUCCGCGAUCACGGGCAUCGCCCUCGUACUUCCCGAUGUUAGUUUUGUUAUGGCUCUUGCAGGAGCUACGCUGGGAAAUGGACUGAUUUACAUCUUUCCGGCGUUGAUGUACAGAGGAGCCAUCAAGAAAAAGCCCGAUGCUACAAAGGGAGAAAAGCGAGAAGUGAAAUUUGCUUUGGGAUCAGCGGCGGCUGGAAUUGUCAUGGGAAUCCUAGGUACCAAAAUGGCCCUUGGAAGUUUGUAGACCUUUACUAUCGUUCCCGUUCGAAAGACGACCUUCAAAGUAGACUAGACUGACUAACUGCCACCAUCAAUAUAAAUAAAUAUGACUAUUAUUU
Messenger RNA from Pseudo-nitzschia multistriata, 2141 nucleotides. Lineage: Eukaryota; Bacillariophyta; Bacillariophyceae; Bacillariales; Bacillariaceae. The record is from the annotation of a GenBank genome assembly.